UGGCCACCGAGCAGCUCCACGAUGCCGAAGCGAGUGGCACACACCAAGUGGCUCCUCUGGCUACUGAGCACACUGCUGGCCGUGCCACGGGCCGCAGUGGCAGCGCCGGCGGCGCCCGUGCCGGGCAGCGCGCUGUCGGACAGGGAGUACGAGCAGUUCUUCUCCAGGCUGCACCCGCCCUGGCAGGCCAACAUGUUCUGCCUGCUGCGCCAGGCCUACGGCUGCCUCAGCCCCAGCAUCCUGCACCUGGACCAGGCCGAGAACCACGGGGAAAUCCCCGAAGGGCCAGUCUGCUCUGAAUUUCCAGAGGUAGUGCAGUUCCAGACCUUCUGCCAGUUCGCCCAGUACCGCUGCCUCAAACAGCAGUUCUUCAUCAAGCGAGUCCCAUGUUUGAGCGAGUCUCUAGAGCCUCCACCUCCCCCAGUGGAGCCAUCCAGCACCGUGAUGCCCUCGAUAGAGGGCAGAGCCUCCCCUGUCACACAAGCUCAGGAACCGUGGCCGACGAAGCACCCCACAGCCACGCCACAGGUGCCCACGCCCUGGCAGGAGAGCAGGAAUGUGCACACACCAAAUCUCUGGGCUGCCACCUCACCUUCCAGGACGGAAUCCCCUGACGAACAAAGCCUGAGAAAAAGCAUCUGGCAGCUGAUCCAUUCGGCCCUCUCCUUGGAUGCAUCCUUGGACACCAAGGCCGCCUCUUGGAACUUCACCAGCCCGAGCCCAGGACACACAUCAGAGCAGGGAAUUCCCCCCCGAGGCAGCCUUCUGGCCCUGCAGAACGAUGAGGCAGUGCUGAUCCUGUGCUACGCAGUGCUGGAGGGAAAUUGCCUCUCAUCGAUGCUCACCAUGGCCUGGAAGGAGAUGGAAAAAAGAGUCCUUGGGUUCGGAGACUCGGUGUGUGACAACCUUGGGCGGCACCACGUGGACCUGUGCCCCGACUGCGCGUUCUGCUCGCUGAAGAGGGAGCAGUGCCAGAACAUCGAGACCCUGAACCGCGUCCACUGCGACUCAGACAGCUUUGUCACCUACAUCAACCCCGAGAUCUCAGCCCAGCAGGGGCACACAGAGGGCAAGUCCAGGUCCUCACAGACCCUGGAGGACUACAACAUGGACUUUUUGAGAGGGAUGAGGAUGGAGUACUGGUGCAGCCGGAUGGCCGUCUAUGGCUGUAAGGACCCUGCUGUGACCCUCUGGCUGAAGACAGAGUAUGACACCUUCCCAGACGUGGAUGGCUCGGGAAAGAUCUGUGACUCAAGCGGGGUUCAGCAUCCCAGCUACUGCAUGUUCAAGAGCUACCAGUGCCUCCUGAAGAGCAUCUACAACGAGAGGGUGUUUCGCGUGGAAUGCAGGCCUAACAAGACCUACCGGGUGCUGAGUGCGAGGGAGGGACGCAAGGAGGUGCAGCUGUGGCAAGAGAAGUUCCAGAGCCUCUCCAGGAAGCAAUCAAAAAAUGAUUAAAGUUUGUAAAGACCUGCAA
Molecule: messenger RNA, 1477 nt
Organism: Passer domesticus (house sparrow)
Lineage: Eukaryota; Metazoa; Chordata; Aves; Passeriformes; Passeridae
Gene: ACRBP
Product: acrosin binding protein
Exons: 10
Coding region: 22-1458 (478 amino acids)
Cellular component (GO): nucleus; acrosomal vesicle
Source: RefSeq, a predicted model, not a curated record